AUGGAUUGUGAUAGGGGGCGUUCGGGGUCUAUUAAUUGUCCACCCUAUUUUGAUGGGGAAGAUUUCGCUCAAUGGAAAACCAUGAUGCAAGCGUUCUUGCAUGCACAGGAUGAGCACAUCUGGAAUAUUGUUGAAACCGGGUGGGAACUUCCCAUAACGAAAACUAAGCUAGAUGCUACUGAGAGUUCUGCCACUAUAACAGAACUCAAGCCAAGGGAUGAGUGGUCAACAAGUGAGGUGCAUGACUAUAACAAUGAUGUUAAAGCACGACACAGCUUCUAUACAGCUCUUUUUAAGAAAGAAGGGAAGCGUAUUGGGACUUGCAAGACUGCAAAGAAGACAUGGGAUCUUCUCCAAAUGACUUAUGAGGGUGAUCCUAUUGCUGAACAUAGAAUUGUGAAGAAGUUUCUUAGAUCCUUGCCAGCAAGUUUUAUGUCCAAACAAACUGCCAUUGAAGGAGUUCAAGACUUAGAAACUUAUUCUUUAGAUGAACUUCUUGGAAAUCUUCAAACCUUUGAAAUGAAGAUUAAGCCAGUUAAAAACAAAAAAGAAAAUGACUUCGAGUUUACUUCUAAGGACUUUGCUCUUCUUUCUAAACAAUACAAAAAGUUUCUUAGGGUUGGACAUUCCUUUCAAGAAGUCAAGAAUUCAUUAGGAUCAAGUUCUAGAAAAAAUUCUUUUAGUGAAAAUCCUAAAUGUUUAGAGUGUCAAGGUUUUGGGCACCUUGCUAUUGAUUGUGGGAAUAUGAAGUAUAAAGCUCGCACAAGUAAGGCCAUGAAAUCUACUUGGAGUGAUUCUGAGAAUGAGGAACAAAACUUUGCUUUGACUGCUACUCUUCAUUCUACUUCCUCAAGUGAUUCUGACGAUGAUGAGCAUAAUAAUGAAGAGAUGGCUGAUAAGUACGAGGAAAUGGGCAGAACUUCAUCUAAAAUGAUCAAAAUUAAUGAAGAACUCAACAAAAAAUUGAUUCUAGCAGAAAAAGAAAGAAAUGGGAUUGCUGAGCAUCUGCAAUCCCAUGCAGAAAAUUGGGAGAUUGAGAAAGCUGCUUAUGUUGACCAUAUCAAGACUUUACAAGAAAGCUUGGAUGCUCAAGUUAGUCUUGUGAACUCCCUGUCGUCUGAAAAACUGAGUGUAGAGCAUUCCUUGAAAGAGUCACAAGAAAUGUUCUCAAAAUUUUCUAUAGGUUCUGAAAAAGUUUCAAAAAUGAUUGGGAUAGAAAAAACUGAAGGGGACAAAAAGGGGUUGGGAAACUCCUCUUGUAUAGCUUCCGAAAAGUCCAAGCCUAUUAGGUUUGUGAAGGAAACCAUGGUUCCCAAGACUGAAAACUCUUCAAACUUGAGAAGAUUCAUUCUUGUAUGUCAUCAUUGUGGUACACCUGGUCAUAUCAGACCCAAGUGUAACAAGUUUAGGAAAAAUUUUCAAAAAGUGAGGCCUCCCCAAAGAAGCAUGCACAAUCAGUUCUUUGAAGCAAAAUUGAGAGAGCACUUGAGAGAAGUUAAUAGGAUUGCAAAUUUGGGUAAGGAAGGAUGA
Messenger RNA from Rosa chinensis, 1530 nucleotides. RefSeq lists its product as uncharacterized. Gene Ontology annotation, molecular function: zinc ion binding; nucleic acid binding. Bases 1 to 1530 code for a protein of 509 amino acids. The transcript has 2 exons. NCBI's taxonomy places the organism in Eukaryota, Viridiplantae, Streptophyta, Magnoliopsida, Rosales, Rosaceae. The record is from RefSeq and is a predicted model, not a curated record.